Messenger RNA from Moneuplotes crassus, 2095 nucleotides. NCBI's taxonomy places the organism in Eukaryota, Ciliophora, Spirotrichea, Euplotida, Euplotidae. The record is from the annotation of a GenBank genome assembly.
CAAGAAUGGGGAGCAACCAAUCUCAAGACCAUGAAGAACUCUGGAGGCACAAAGAACAAAUCUAUGAAAGGCUAUCUGGAGAUUUAGACUUUCAACGAGAAACAGGUAAAUUCAACAAUUACUGUAAUGGAACUAUGCGAAAAUUAAGUAACCCUGAAGCAAACCCUAGUUUUCAUGAUCCACUAGAUUCUCCUGGAAGGAGGAGGAAAUAAGAAAGUUCAGCAUGUCGAGCAGAACAAAUCCUGAUUUGCCUGAUAUGUUCCUACCAGGGUUGAUACAAACUUUGAGAAACCCUUUCAAAAAGCCUUGAAGGAUAAGAGUUGGCUCACCGAAUUAGUGGAUGGCUUAACAAAUUUCUCUAAACUUCAGGAAGGCUUUAAAGAAAUUGCUAGAUAUGUUAAACAGAAUAAAGACCAUUUAAAUGAAAAGAGGCAAAUCUUUUAUGAUGAGAUAGAGAUGAUUCGACUAAAAUACGAGUACGGCCGUAAAGCUGCUCUGAGAUAUCAAGAUACUUGAGAAGAAGUUGAUGAAAGCUUCUUGAGAAAAUUCAUUGAUAACAGUAUCAACGUCCAAAAUGAUUUUGAUAAAUAUAAAAGCCAAGGAAGAAUGAGCCAAUUAUCUAUGAGUAAUGCUUCGUUUAAUAUGGCCGCCCAGUAUGGUGAAGUUACUGAUCUCACAAAGACGUUGUAUUAUUGAAUAAAGAAACAACUAGCUAGCAAAUAAUCAUCCUAUACAACUGCUGAAUAAGAAAUUUGCUCAGGUGUUUUGACAAUGUUACCAAAAAUUUGUCGAUCGAAAGAAGGCGAACUCAGUAAGACUAAAGAAAAGACUUGACCAUAUCAAUAAGAAGAUGAAGACCUUUACUCAGCAUGAUUAUCAUGGCUUCCAACAGCUUGACCAUGAUGAGACUACAGAAGGCAGAAUAGGGCCCUCUAUCCAACAGAAUUCUAAUUAUUUCCUGACAGAUCAGGUUGUAGGUGAUGCCAAACAGUUCAUUAAGUUACUCUUAAAAGCGACUAGGCAGUUUUAUCUACCUGUGUUACGCCAUAGCGAAGUUAAUGAACUUAAAGAGGACUUCAUGGAAAGUGUCACUAAUAUGGUCCUAAGUAAAGAAGUCUAUAAGAUCGUCUUCAGCUUCUUCAGACUUGAGUUUACUGAUCUUGAGGAAAACCUCAGACAAAGGUUCAAAGAAUUUAAACGAAUGACCCCUGCUGAGUGAAGAGUCAAUGAAUACUUUAGGUGAGACGCUACUUCUCCCAUACUGAAGAUACACAAGGAUAUCUGUCAUAGUAACCAUGAAGCGAGAAUAUCAGAACUGAUGAGUAUUAAUUUGGAUUACCAGAACCGUCAUUCCAUGUCACAAAGCAGAAGAAUGGAGAAUCCCAAGUCUUUUAUAGAGAAUAAUAAAAUGGUUUUGGAGAGUAUCCCAGAAAGUGCAGAAGAUAAUCAAGACUCUCAGAGUUGUUUUGAUGCUAUUGAGGCUGAGUAUGAACACAGGAGAUCAAGAUCUUUUCAUAAUGAGAGGAAGACCUCUCCACCUCCAGUUGAGAAAGUUAAUAAUCUCCCUAAAAUUUGGGUAAUUGAGAACAGGCUCCGUUUAAAACCCUUCCAGAGAGCUAUUAUAAAGUUGAAAGAGAUAAAUGAAUGAGAAGGCCCAAUGAAAAAGGUGAGACUACUUGAAAAAGUAAACAACAUGAUUCAGCAACACAUACAGAACUUUUGGGAAGGAAUUCCUAUUGAUCCUAACCAUCUGACUAUCACCCAUGAUACAAAGAUUCCUUUGUACAUUUUCAUGAUCAUAAAAUCUAAGAUUGUGAAUUUGGCUGCAAACAUUAAGUUUAUCAACGAAUUCACUACUUCAUAUGUACAUGGGAGUUAUCUUGGGAAUAACCUGGCUCUAUACGAAAGUGCAAUGACAAUAGUGGCUGAUAAAGAAAAGGACACUAUCUACAAUGUCAUCGAUCAAAAUGAAAUAUACAGACAAGCUACUGCCCGAUUUGGAUCAUUUGCCACAAGCGUCUUUAAUGAAGACCUUGACCCAUUUUUUGAGUUCGAAGACAGAAACUCUUUUCUUUAUGAGAGAAUGCGUGAAUAG